AACUUAAUCAACUAAAACACCUUACCUGACCCUCUUAUGGCUGACAAUUCUCUCGCUGACCAGGUUGAAGACUUGAUCAAGAUUGUCAAAUCAACAUUGCAUUUAACCAACUAUCAAAAGCAUGAGUUAACCAAAUUACUAACCAUGACCAUGGAAAUGAUCCAGGUUAGCCGCAAUCAGGACUACGCAAAGCAUUCACGUUUGGUGGAUUCGUAUCGACAGUUGGUGAUUCAAACAAUCUCUCCGCAGAAGCAUCCAUCACGACUGAAGAGGCUGUCGAUGUUUGAGUUGCAUGACGAACAUUACAUAUCCAAUUUGUCACCGCCUCCAAGCAGAACCACAACGAACACGUCAAUGUACAGAUUCCCCCACGAACAGCAAGGACUAAACACACCCACGGAUGAGUCGACUAUCCACAACGAGACCGGAAGCGAUAGCGAGUUUGAUGACGAGAGAUCAAAUACCGUAUCGUUGGCCCAUCCCCGCACUACUAGACCCACAAUUAUUAACCGGAAACUAAAACACAUUGAACCAGACGCCCAUGCAAACCCAUUCACAACCAGCAACCUCGCAAGAACAUUUAAUAUGCCGGUUACUCCACAUAAACAACAGUCUUCAGCAACAACCACUCCCUUGCAUCUGAUGAACUCGUAUAUACGUAGGUAUUAAAAAUGUGAUAUGUGUUGCAUUUUUUUUUAUUUAAAAUUAACAAUAUAUAUGUAUAUAUGUACAAGAAAACAAAGUUAUGUCAAAAUUGUCUAUUCCAAGGUAAUCUUAGCACCUAAGCCUUCUAAGGUGGCCUUCAUCUUGUCAGCGUCUUCCUUUGGAACAUUUUCCUUCAAUACCUUUGGAGCACCUUCAACAAACUUCUUACUUUCAACCAAACUCAAUCCGAGCAAAGUCUUGACUUCCUUAAUGAUCUUUGGCUUGGAUUUGGCAUCGAAUGAUUCUAACUUGACGGAGAAGAUGGUCUUUUCUUCUGGUUCUUCCUUAGUUUCUUCUUCAGCUGGUGCUGCAGCUUGAGCGGCUGGAGCAGCACCAGCAGCAGGAAGGGCGAUAUCGGAAAUGUUUAACUUUUCCUUCAAUUCAGUAACCAAUGCGGAAGUUUCUAAUAAUGUUAAUUGGGAGAUUUGGUCAACAAUAGCGGAGAUCUUUGGAUCAACUGGAGCGGCAGCAGUAGAAUUGUGACGGAUGGCUAUGCAUGCUACUCUUCUGGAAGCAAUGGACCUUAAGGCUGGUCUAACGGCUUGACGGAUGACGGCGGACAUGGUUGUGGUGUAUCAGUGGUCUAUUUACUCUU
Molecule: messenger RNA, 1300 nt
Organism: Spathaspora passalidarum NRRL Y-27907
Lineage: Eukaryota; Fungi; Ascomycota; Pichiomycetes; Serinales; Debaryomycetaceae
Exons: 1
Coding region: 37-669 (210 amino acids)
Source: RefSeq, a predicted model, not a curated record